CUUAGUGUCAGCAGUAGCAAGAGCUCCCAGCAACAGCUGGCAUCCCCUCCCCAGCAUGCAGGCUGGGCGGGAUCUGUCUGCGAAACCUCUCUGUCCUUAACCCUGUGUGCCCUCUCCGUUUUAACAAGCUGCCUUUAAUCUUUUCCAUUUGCACUCCUAAGCAUUUGUUUUCAUUCCCUGUAAGCGUGUGUCGUACGCUGUCACAGGCUCUCUUCAUUAUUGCAUUGUUUCACAACAGUGGCAGCAUGGGAGGAGGAGAGCUGCACUUGUGCUAAAGAGCUCACUGAAGACCACCACCUUCUGGAAUAGACAGCCUGACUACAACUGGGUAGAAGACAGCAAGGCAGAUCUGCCAACCUGUGGACAUACUACAGGACAAGCCAGAACUGACAUGCCAUUCUGCAAAGGGCAUCCUGUUUUUCCUGUGGAUUGUAACAUGAGUCUUCAAAUUGGAUCCUGAUCCAGAAUUCUUCAACAUUCCCAAAUGAUUGGAUUCUAUGCCUUGUGCCUGCAACAAGUAUUGACCAUCGUGUUUGGAAGGACUUCAACAGAAAAGGGUCAUUUGUGUCCUCUGUGACCCAGUUGUAAGGCUGGAAAAUUGAUCCUACACGCUGUUGUACUGGAAUGCAUUGUGUCCUGCUUGAAACAGACAGCUGGAUAUAAGUCCUGUGUGUGUGUGUGUAUAUCCACUCCAGCUCUCCUCUUGUCCUCGCAGUUGUUGCCUUGUAGCCUGUGCUUAAGUUUGACUUGCCCUAAGGAUGUCUCGCUUAGGCUGCCUUGUAACCCUUCCCUAUCUGUGGCAGAUGCUCCUGAUGACCCUUGCUCUGGAGAUGGGUUUAUAUGAUGUGGAGAGAGGAAGAAAUGCAAAAUGUGAACUUAUUCAGAUCCCUAUGUGCCAAGGCAUUGGAUACAACAUGACUAGGAUGCCCAACUAUGUUGGCCAUGAGUCUCAAGCAGAGGCAGCGGUAAAGCUACAGGAGUUUGCCCCGCUGGUGGAGUAUGGCUGUCAUAUUCACCUCCGCUUUUUCCUCUGUUCCCUUUAUGCACCAAUGUGCACCGAGCAGGUGUCCACUUCAAUUCCUGCAUGCAAGCCCAUGUGUGAAUCUGCCCGUCUCAAGUGUGUCCCAAUAAUGGAGCAGUUUAGAUUUGGCUGGCCUGAUUCUUUGGACUGCGAUCGUCUGCCCAGUAAAAAUGACCCAAAUGCACUGUGCAUGGAGGCUCCUGAAAAUGCCACAAAUGGAGAUCCUGUAACGAAUGGACAUGGUAUGCUUCCUGUAGGACCACGGCCUCCACGUCCAUCAGGGGCAGGAAUGGGUAUACCCGGCCGCUGCCCCAAUCCUGACAAAUUUUUAUACGUGGAGAGAAGCGGAGUUUGCGCCCCUAGGUGCACCCCAGGGGUGGAUGUCUAUUGGUCCUCAAGUGAUAAAGACUUUGCCUUAGUGUGGAUGGCAGCCUGGUCUGGCCUUUGCUUUAUCUCUACUGCCUUCACUGUGUUGACUUUUUUAUUACACCCUCAGAGAUUCCAGUAUCCAGAGAGGCCAAUUAUUUUUCUUAGCAUGUGUUACAAUGUAUACUGUACUGCAUUUCUCAUCCGAGCUGCAGCUGGAGCGCCCAGCAUAGCUUGUGACCGGGAAGGUGGCGCCCCCUACUUGAUCCGAGAAGGCCUGGAGAGCAGUGGCUGCACCCUUGUCUUUCUUAUAUUGUACUACUUUGGCAUGGCCAGUUCGCUGUGGUGGGUGGUAUUAACCCUCACUUGGUUCCUGGCAGCAAGCAAAAAGUGGGGUCACGAAGCCAUUGAGUCCCACGGAAGCUACUUUCACCUGGCUGCCUGGGGUAUUCCAGCGGUGAAGACUAUCAUUAUACUCACAAUGCGAAAAGUGGGGGGAGAUGAGCUGACAGGACUCUGUUAUGUUGGGGGCUCGGAUCCAAGUGCCCUAACUGGAUUUGUUCUUGUACCCCUUUCCUGCUACUUGGUGACCGGCACAUCAUUUUUACUAACCGGCUUUGUGGCACUGUUCCAUAUACGUCGUGUAAUGAAAACUGGGGGAACCAAUACGGAGAAACUGGAGAAACUCAUGGUUAAGAUUGGUGUGUUCUCUAUACUAUAUACUGUCCCAGCAACAUGCAUCAUUGUCUGCUGCUUUUAUGAAAGACUUAACUUGGCUCACUGGGAGGCCAGGGCUCGAGAAGAGCCCUGUAGGACAGCAGCUGGAAGUGGCAGGCCAGACUGUACCUUGCCUACCUCCAUACCUAGUGUAGCAGUCUUUAUGCUCAAGAUUUUUAUGUCUCUAGCCAUGGGCAUAACAAGUGGUGUGUGGGUAUGGAGUUCAAAGACAUUACAAGCCUGGCAGGGAAUCCUAUGCCAACGUCGGCUGGGGGUUGUGGGCACAAGGACUCGAGGGAAGCCUCAAAGUGGAGGAGGUAUUCCCUGCAGCUUGAGCAGCUGCCCCUACAAACCCCCUCCCCUUUCUCUACAGGUGGCUAAAACAGAUCUCUUCAUGGACUGUCCAACACACGUGUGAAACACAAGAUAAUAGCUAAUGAGCAUUUUCAUGACAAACUUGUAACUAGAAAGUAUAUUUAUAUCUGUGGGAAACCACAGCUUAACUGUUUGCUACAGAAAUAAUACAAAAGCCCUAUCAAUGGAAUGUGAGAAUCCUGUAAGGUUUUGUUUUCCUUAGAGUGUGGAUUAAGUGCAUAUAAAUGGAAAAAAUGGUAAGGACAAUUGAUAAGUUGCCUACAAAAUAAUUAUUAAGAUGGAUAAUAUAUAUUGAUGCUACACAAAAGGAAACGUGUUCAUGUCCCAGUUCUAUAGACAUUACUGAAAUGUUCUGUAUCCAAGACCCCUUUUAGUUGCCUUUAUGUGAACACGGAGUCUAUAAACAGCUGUUUUCAAAGCUCAAUUCCCGCUCUUCAAGCACAAAAGCAGAAAUGACCCAAUUCGGUGCCUGUUCCAGUCCCAUCAUCUUCAAGGAACUUUCCUGUCAGCUAAAGUUACACAUAUCGUAGUGGUAGCUGUGACUAUAGUGAUUGUCACUGUCUGUCUCCAACAGAUGCAGCUAUGUAAGGCCAUUCUUCAUUCAGUGGAUGAAUACUUUUACAGAGUGCUGUUAACAGCAUUGUAAACCUUAAACUGCUCAGGGCCCUUUGCUACCAAAAUAAUGUAUCCCUGAUUUAAGCAAAAUAGUACUGAACAUUCAUGUUUUUUUUUUUCUUGCAAAGGAAAUGCAUUUUAGGAGUGCGUAUUUAAAAAAUAAGGGAAUAUAUUUUCUUACAUGUAAGUGCAAUACAGUGGCUGGUUGAGUUUGUUUUGGAGUUAAUUACUGAUGGUGAAGUAUUUAAAUCCAGGUAUGCUUGCUAGUUUUUGAGCAUGUAAACUCAAAAUGUCUCAAGCUUAGGUUAAAAGAACCAUUUUAGUCAGUUGUAAUCUGUGGAGGUAUAUGUACAGUUUAUUCAGAAAUAGGAAUACAAUUAUUUAUUACAUUUUUUUACACCAGAUUAAGGGAGAUGCUUUACAAAAGGUUUGAUAGAUCAGCAAACUGGUUACCUUCUCUGCCAAUUGGGUUAAAGGGAAAUAAGAAAAUAAUAUUAUUAUUCAAAAUACUCAAGUCUGUUGACCUGGGCUAUGCUUAUUGUCAGUAAUUUAUUCACCUGAUACUAUACUAUAAAACAUAAAAUCAC
Molecule: messenger RNA, 3681 nt
Organism: Rana temporaria (common frog)
Lineage: Eukaryota; Metazoa; Chordata; Amphibia; Anura; Ranidae
Gene: FZD9
Product: frizzled class receptor 9
Exons: 1
Coding region: 759-2522 (587 amino acids)
Biological process (GO): non-canonical Wnt signaling pathway; canonical Wnt signaling pathway
Cellular component (GO): plasma membrane
Molecular function (GO): Wnt-protein binding; Wnt receptor activity
Source: RefSeq, a predicted model, not a curated record